Molecule: messenger RNA, 2807 nt
Organism: Phialemonium atrogriseum
Lineage: Eukaryota; Fungi; Ascomycota; Sordariomycetes; Cephalothecales; Cephalothecaceae
Product: kinase-like protein
Exons: 6
Coding region: 225-2345 (706 amino acids)
Biological process (GO): protein phosphorylation; regulation of RNA splicing
Cellular component (GO): nucleus
Molecular function (GO): ATP binding; protein serine/threonine kinase activity
Source: RefSeq, a predicted model, not a curated record
UUGUUAAGCUGAAGGUGUACUGCUCCCGCGAAUCCUUAACAGCCUGCCCGCCUCGUUCCAACAACAUUCAGCGCCGCACCGUUUUGCACUGUUACGGCCCCCCCCCCCCCCCCCAAGGAGGACCCGUGAGCGGUCCACACUCAGAGAUACCUCCUCUCUCUCUCUCCUCCCUUCCUCACCGUCACGCCGAAGCCUGGCAAGCCUCACAAGGGGAGAGAAGAAUAAUGUCGACUCCAACAACUGCGACAGCAACUCUGCCUCCUUGCAAUCAACUGCACUAUCCCUUCUCCCGACCUCACCACCAGCCCUACCAAGACCCAAACACCGCCACCUACCGAGUCGGCAACCCAAGCCUUCCCUCGUCAUCUCAACUGGCAUAUCCCUCGUCGGGCUACUUUGCCUCCUCGAACGGCAGCCCUAGGUCAAAUGUGAUCUCCAUUUCCUCGUCGUCGACAGCCAGGCCUGUACCCCAGGAACAACCACCAAUUGUCACAGCACGAACGGAAGCCGAGCAUACCAACAACAUGCCGGCCGUCGCCCAAGCCCACGCCGCGCUAGAGUCCCAGCCGGCUCGGAAGAGAAGACGGUCAAGGGAGCCUGACUGGAACACCUUCUACAAAAAUGGACUUCCGGCCGAGGUCAUCAUCAUUGACGACUCUCCCGAGCCCUCCCAGAAGCCUGCCGCCGGCACCGUUUCUUCCACAACGACGCUUCCCGGUAAUAACGGCGGGCCCAUAAGUAGCGUUUCCAACACAACUUCAGCUCGCCACGUUGCGAAGAAGAGGAAGAGGGACGACGAGCCAGCCCACUACGACCCGGUAUACCACAGUAACCUCGUCAGCUCGCAUGCCACCACCCCCCAUCAGAUUAGCACCCCGAGCAAGUCCACAAUAUCCACCGACAGGACCAACUCGGCCAUCCAUACCACCGCGGCCACCUCCCUAGAUUCCCUCUCUUCCACCGGUGGGCAGUACAACUAUGACACGCAGGCCGGUCAGAAGAGGAAACGAACUACCCGACAGCAGGUCGCCACCGAAGCCAGGCGCCGCGAGGCCGGCGCACUGGCAGAUGCGUAUACCAGCUACCAGCCACCUCCAUACCCGCCGAAGAAAGCCGCGGAUGUCCAUGUCAAGGUCAUUUCCGACAACUCAUACAACAAGAGUACCAAGGUCGACGAUGAUGAUGGCCACUACAUAGUCGUGCCCGAUGCGGAUCUUACCGACAGAUACCAAAUGAUCAAGCUCCUCGGCCAGGGCACAUUCGGCAAGGUUGUUCAGGCCAGGGAUCGGAGACGCGGCGAAUGCGUCGCGAUCAAGAUCAUCCGGUCCGUCCAGAAGUAUCGGGAUGCCAGCAAGAUCGAGCUCCGGGUCCUUGCCACGCUCAAGGCCAACGAUGAGCAAAAUCGGAAUCGUUGCAUACAUCUUCGAGACUGCUUCGACUUCCGGGGCCACAUAUGUAUCGUCAUGGACCUCCUUGGGCAAAGUGUGUUCGAUUUCCUCAAGAGCAACAGCUUUGUGCCCUUCCCGAAUAGCCAGAUCCAGAGCUUUGCGCGGCAGCUCUUCACGAGCGUGGCCUUCCUCCAUGAUCUCAACUUGAUCCAUACCGACCUGAAGCCCGAGAACAUUCUUCUGUGCCAUAACGAGUACCAGACCUUUACGUAUAAUCGCAAGAUCCCGUCGUCUUCGGCUACGGUCAGUCGGCAAGCUACUCAGCGGCGAGUGCUUCUUGACACGGAGAUCCGGCUUAUCGACUUCGGAUCUGCCACCUUCCAGGAUGAAUACCACUCGUCUGUCGUGUCUACGAGGCAUUACCGGGCGCCAGAGAUCAUCCUGGGCCUUGGUUGGUCCUACCCCUGCGAUAUAUGGAGCAUCGGGUGUAUCUUGGUCGAGUUCUUCACCGGGGAUGCCCUGUUCCAGACUCACGAUAAUCUCGAGCAUCUGGCCAUGAUGGAAGCGGUCGUCAAUGCCAGGGUCGACACGCACCUAGUAUCGUCGGUCAACCGUAUGACUAGGAACGGAGGGAAUCCGGCAUCGAAGUACUUCAAGCGCUUGAAGCUCGACUACCCUACUGCCGACACAAAUAGGGCGUCUCGUAGAUUUGUAAAGGCCAUGAAGAGACUCGAUGAAAUCAUACCGGCGAACAACAAGUUCCUCCAGCUGUUCCUGGACCUUCUUACCAAGAUCUUCGUCUACGACCCAGCUCGCCGGAUAACUGCGAAAGAGGCGCUACAGCACCCCUUCUUCCGGGAAAUACCUCAUCCGGACGACGGUAGCGAAGCUGCGAGGAUUCGCAUGGAGAAGAUGAGGGUGCAGCAAGGUCACCGAUUACCCCCAAUGAACGGAUGAACGGAUAUGAUGACGGUAACAACCCCUGAAAUGAUUUGGGCAUUCUGAGCAUGGCCUUCCUGUCCACGUCGAUUGUGUGGAGAGGGAGAUGAGAUGAAGAGACAUGAUGGCGUCAUCUUCUCAUAGUUGUCGGUUUUGUUUGAGUAUCAAAUGCAUUGCCUUGGACAAGGCUGGCCCAGGAAGGGAAGGACAAGGGAGUCGGGGAUUAUUUCGCAUCACAUCGUCUAUCACCAUCCUAGGUAGGGGGUUCGCGAGACAAUGGCAUUAUGAACACCAGCUGCGGUUUUCUUUGGAGGGACCUAAACCUGUUUGCCGGGACACUUGACACGAACAUGGCUGGAGACCAUACCUGGUAUAUAGCGGUACACUCAUACCCUGACCCCAAAUGAAUGGAGCGAUACACGACUGGAAACUGGCGGGCAGCCCUCCGUUCUGGUCAACUUGACUUCGGUUGCGAAGAUG